Molecule: messenger RNA, 1518 nt
Organism: Tinamus guttatus (white-throated tinamou)
Lineage: Eukaryota; Metazoa; Chordata; Aves; Tinamiformes; Tinamidae
Gene: INHBA
Product: inhibin subunit beta A
Cellular component (GO): extracellular region
Molecular function (GO): cytokine activity; growth factor activity; hormone activity
Source: RefSeq, a predicted model, not a curated record
AACAAAAACAAAAAGCAAAAACAAAACUGUGCGUGAAGGGGGAGGAAAAGCAGGGCCUUUUAAAAAGGGAAUCACAACAACUUUUGCUGCCAGGAUGCCUUUGCUUUUGAAGAGAGGAUUUCUGUUGGUGCUUUGCUGGAUUAUAGUGAGGAGUUCCCCAACCCCAGGAUCCGAAGGGCACAGUUCAGUCACUGACUGUCCAUCAUGUGCCCUUGCCACGCUCUCCAAGGAUGUGCCCAGCUCACAGCCAGAGAUGGUGGAAGCAGUAAAGAAGCACAUACUGAACAUGUUGCACUUGAGGGACAGACCUAACAUCACCCAGCCGGUGCCCAAGGCAGCACUUUUAAAUGCCAUCAAGAAGCUCCACGUGGGAAAGGUGGGAGAGGAUGGCUAUGUGGAAAUAGAGGAUGAUGUUGGAAGAAGAGCUGAAAUGAAUGAAGUUGUGGAGCAAACCUCAGAAAUCAUCACUUUUGCGGAAUCAGGCACAGCCAAGAAAAUGUUGCACUUUGAGAUUUCCAAGGAAGGCAGUGAAUUAUCAGUGGUUGAACAUGCCGAAGUGUGGCUCUUCCUGAAGGUCUCCAAGGCCAACCGGAGCAGGACAAAAGUGACCAUCCGCCUGUUCCAGCAGCAGCGACAGCCUAAAGGCAACUCUGAAGGAGCAGAAGAGAUGGAGGAUGGAGGUCUGAAAGGUGAAAGGGGUGAGACUCUUAUUUCAGAGAAGGCGGUGGAUACCCGUAAGAGCAGUUGGCACAUCUUCCCUGUCUCCAGCAGUGUGCAGCGACUCCUGGAUCAAGGCAAAAACUCCUUAGAUGUGCGGAUUGCCUGUGACCUCUGCCAAGAGACUGGAGCCAGCCUGGUGCUUCUGGGCAAGAAGAAGAAAAAGGAAGAUGACGGAGAAGGGAAGGAAAGGGAAGCCGGAGAAUUCACUGGGGAAGAGGAAAAGGAGCAAUCGCAUAGGCCCUUCCUGAUGAUGCUCGCCCGGCACGCUGAGGACCGCCAGCACAGGAGGCGGAGACGAGGCCUCGAGUGUGAUGGCAAAGUCAACAUCUGCUGCAAGAAGCAGUUCUUUGUCAGCUUCAAAGACAUCGGGUGGAGUGACUGGAUCAUUGCGCCUACAGGAUAUCAUGCCAACUACUGCGAAGGAGAGUGCCCCAGCCACAUAGCAGGCACGUCCGGCUCAUCAUUAUCUUUCCACUCCACUGUCAUCAACCAUUAUCGCAUGCGGGGCCAUAGCCCCUUUGCCAACCUCAAGUCGUGUUGUGUGCCCACCAAGCUGCGGCCCAUGUCCAUGCUGUACUACGACGACGGCCAGAACAUCAUUAAGAAAGACAUACAGAACAUGAUUGUGGAGGAGUGUGGCUGCUCAUAGACACAUGACUCUUCCUUCUCUGCUACAUUGAGAAGCAAAUGUUGUAAAAGCCCAAGAAAAGGAAAGACCUGACAUGGUGUAACCUUUUUGAAUGAACCAAUCAACUGAAAUAAAAGCAAAAACAAAAAAAGAGAGAGAAAAAGAGCGAA